Lymnaea stagnalis (great pond snail) is the source of this 29241-nucleotide messenger RNA. The record is from the annotation of a GenBank genome assembly. NCBI's taxonomy places the organism in Eukaryota, Metazoa, Mollusca, Gastropoda, Lymnaeidae.
AUGAUUAGCCUAAAAAUGGCGGCCUUGUAGACCAGAGAAGUAGUCACCGGCAUUUAAAACUGGAUUUUAAAUAUAUGUUACACAUAUAAUUGGAGUUUCAAGUAAUGCUUUUAUUAAUAAAAUAAAUUAUUUUUAGUCUAAUGCAUUGCUUAUUGGUUUUAUUGUCAUGUUGCAAGCAUAUGCACAUUCGCAAUUUAGUUAUAAUAUGGGACUGUAGUGGUGUUGUUCAAACUCAAACUGCACUGUUCAAGGAAAGUGCACGCAGUCAAGCACUUCAAGCAGCAAUAAUCAUGCAAUGCAACCACUUUGUGCCUUAGAUAUUAGAGUACUCUUUCUUCCUCUACUCUAUUGUAGACUACAGAGCUAAUGCUAAUGCAUUUUGUAGCUACAAAGUACUAAACUAAGUAAAUCUUUAAUUUUAAUUGAUAGUAGCCAGUUCAGUAGCCCCUGCCAGUUGGCCUAUCUUCUUGGUAAUUUUUAAAGAUUUUAAUUUUAGGAAUGAAGCUGAUGUGAUGAUUAGGAUUGGGACUAGGCCUUGGAAAAGCAAUAAAUAGUUGUGGUUGUAUAUUUUGUGUAACCCAUCAUUCUAUUAUCUAGUACUAGUAGUAGACGUAGUAACAGACCUUAUUUACAUAUACUUUUACAUACUUGGUUAUAAGUUAUACUAACUACACUUGACUUAGGCUAAAAUGCAGUUAGCGGCAGGGCCAGCGAUGUUUUUUGUUUUCCACGGUAUAUAGGUCAUGGAGGUUCGCCAGGUCAAAUAUUGGCCAUAUUUCCGUUUCUCAAAAUCUUUAGAAAUUUAGCUCUGUUUGAUACGUUUUGUUUUCAGUACGCGGACAUCUUUUUUCUGGCGUCUGGUAUUCAUCUUGGGGUAUCGGCUAGGAUGAUUUUUCUCUAUUUCUUUUGAAAAUUUUAAGUUGAAUUUUUAAUAAAAACAGAAUGGAAAAUUUAAUUUUAACUUCUUUUUUAUUAACUGUAUUGAGUAUGAGUAUGAUUUUGACGUGAAAACGCUCAAUGAAGAACCGGAAAUUUAUCAUUCUCAUCAUUCAGCUCCAACUGUUGGUCCUGUCACCCUAAGUCCAGUGUUGGGAUUCCCCAAAGUGACAUCACUGCACUUAGGGUGAGACAACUCUUGGCAAAACUUAUCACCUAUGCCGUUUUCUACACAUUUAUCAUUAGCUUAUAAGUAUUAGGCUUAUUAUAAGUAUUACUAGUAACAUUAAUUACUGAAUUACAGUAACGUAGCUGAUCAGGGCAGUCCAAGAUUUUUACCACCACUCUUCCAUGAAAUAAACUCUGCAGUUGGCAGAAAAUACCACAGGAAAUGUAGUAUUCAAGAGUACCGCAAAAGGAAUGUCCCUCUUGCUGUCCUCUUUCUAGGAUACUACAUUUCAGCUAAGUGUUUGCAUUAAUUUUACAUGUGUGUGACUUGUUUUUUGUAAGCUGCAGAAUGCUAGUUGCCGACACAUUCUUUGUUUUGUUAGUCUUUUUUCCCACACCUUGUUUCACAUAUUUCCUUCUACCCAACCUGAUUGCAGUCUCUCCCCCCUUAUUAUCAUUGUAAAUAUUUAGAUUUAGAGCACAUCAAAUUCACUCUAUUGGACCUAAAUGAAAUUAUGGAGUUUCUUCAUCAACUUCUUCAAUGACAUCCGAAUAGCAUUUAGUCAAAAUGGAACCGGAAAUGCAUCGUCUCUAUUCAAACCCAGGUCCCUUUAGACUCAGUGCUAUUCAGAUGUCAUUUGUGGUAGUUUAUUUUAGUUAAACUUAAGAAUUAAGUUUACAAACAUAUAGUACAUUCAAUUAUCUUUCAUUUGAUUCCAAAUUUUGUCUUACAACCGAAAAAUAAUAUUAAAAAAUUUUUUUUAAUCCCAACCUCUAACUUCUCGGACCCGGGUCCAAAUAGCCACUUCGAAAAUAAAAUAUAAUUUCCGUUGUUAGCUUUAGAUCCUUUCUACAUCCGGCAGUGACCAGUGAAUAGGAUGAGAAAUACAAUUGGUUGGAGACCAUCUGUAAUUAUAUUAUGUAUGCACUGAGAGGAGAAGCGGGGUGGUGUUGACUUAGAGCGUACCAGUGUUCAUGAGAGGGGGUACAGGGGAGGUAUUUUAAAAGAUCAUAAAAAUAUCACCGCCACAUUUUGUAUUGAUGGUCAUAUUGUUGUUUUGUAUUUUCACAAUGAUCUGGAAAAAUACAGCAACAGUAAUAUUAUUUUAGUCGCCAUAGUGACCAACAUUCAAUUUUGUUUACUUAAAUUAUGGCGUUAUGCUUUGAAAAAAUUAUUCCAUUCUUUGGCUGAACCGCUUCAAAUGCGAAAACGGAAAAAACUACAGAUUUAAAACAAAAUGCAACCCUAACUGCUUCACAUUAACAUUAAUAAGCACAACACAUAAUACACUGUAUCCAGCUAAAAUUGUUAAAAAAUCAAAAUCACUUAUAUUACAAUGAUUUUCAGGUACAUGCAGCCAUAUUAGCUGAUUUAUAAAAUGGACGCAAAAAAUGAAAAAGAUGCAGGAGCCUCUCCUGAAGCAGGUGCUUCAUCAUCUGGGAAAAAGGUGACAUUUUUAAGAUAUUUCUGCUUUUUAUAGGCUAAUUAAUUUUUUAAAAUACUUUAAAUAAAUGUGUAGGAAUUAAAAUUUCAAAUUAUAAUUUAAACUCAAUUAGUACUUUAAUACAUAUGUAUAAAUUUAUCUCUGUAUAGAAUUUUUUUUUUUUAAAAGUAUGAAAAAAAAAAUCUUCAUUAUUGUUAGCGUAAAGCACGUGUGUCAGAGGUUGUUGAGCCACGCACACCUCUUAAGCGACAACGAGUACCAGUGUCAAGAUUUCAGUCACCUUUGGAGGAAUUAGGCUUUGCUCCUGAAAAAGAAGACAAGAAAAAGGAUGAAAAUGUCACUUUGUAUAAAAAAGGAGCGUUUUUAGCUGUUCGGGGGGCAGAAGGUAAGGCCUUAAAAAAUUAAAUUGAAGCAAGGAUCGGUAAUUAAAUAGCCAGUGGUUGAAUUAUUAUGUUUGCAUUAUUAUUUUAAUUGUUAAAUUUUAAAACAAAUGUUUUUUCAUUUAACUUUUUUGUCUUUUAACGUCUACAUAGCGUCCUUUGUUCCUCUCUAUUGAAGAUAAGUGCACCAGGUAACACCUUUGUGCUUCAGUGCUUUAGAACUCUUUGGUUGAUUUAAAGAAAAUUAGAAUGAUACAUUAAAAAGGUUUACCUCACAUGUUAAUUUUUUUCAGGGAUAUUUUACCUCUGCCGUGCAGCACAAAACAUCUACAGCAAGUCUAAAAAACUGCGCAUUCAAUGGCUCAGCUUAGAAACCCCACCUGAUAUUUACAAGUUUGAUUAUGUUGACACAACUGAAAUGGAAACAGUUCUCACCGAGAUCCAGAUGGAAAAAGUCUCAAAAGACAGCUACAAACUACCUCAGAGUGAACAAAAGAGAGCUGAGAAAAUUUUAGAUAGGGCUAUCAGGGUUGAGCAAGGGAUAGCUACAGCUGAUGAAGUAGAAGAAGAAGCAAUGGAAGAGGUGGAAAAUGCAAAUUCAGCCAGAGAUGAAGGUUUGCACAUUAUGUCAUUCAUAGAGACAGUAAAGGAUAACUUAAGUUGAUUUUACUAGAUAUUAAAAUUCUUUACAGUUAGAAAUAGUAACAAAACAAAUUCUUUGCUUGUUUAUCAUGAAUUCCCUUAAUUCCCUUCCUCCUCUACCAUUUUUUUGCUGCACAUAAACAAAAAAAUACAUUGAUGAUUUAUUUUUAAUACUUUAGAACUUAGUUGACUUUUUGGGAGAAAGAAAAUGGCAAAUAGUUUUUGAUAUAGCUUAGGGAUAAUAUAUGACUCUAUUUUGUCUGCAAUUUCUAGAGGAAGAUGAUGAUGAAGAUGAAGAAGAAGAGGAGGAAGAUUCAACCCCAAGAAAAGGCCGCAGUGCUAAAAAGUUAACAAAAGGUAAUAUAAGUGAACCUUGAUGUCUAACAAAUUUGAAAGUGUGGAAGAUGAAGCAGUAAUUUAAGGAGGAACCCUUUCUGUUAUAUGUAAGGACUACUAAUAUGUGCAGAUAGAAAAUGGUUAGACAAAUAGAGCUUAAAUGGAGUCUGAAAACAAUCAUCACGUUUUGAAAUCAAAUAUCAGUUGUUGAAUUUUAAAAAUCAUUAUUGAAUUAUUUUCAUCAUUUUGUAGUUACAAUUUUUUAAAUCCCAGAAUUAAAAAAGAAAUUUAAUUAGUCAUCAAUUAGCUUUUAACAGGAUAGUGGUUUCACCAUAGGGAAAGUUUGGUGUAGUGUCUUGAUGAAAUUUAUGUGGAGCAAUUAAUUGUUUAUCAAUAAUUUUGUUGCAAAUGUACAUUUUUUAAAGGGAAAAAAGACAGACUGAGCACACCAUCACAGAAGAAGAAAGGUAACUAUACUUUAAAUUUGAUUUGUGUUUAGAAUGGCAUUGAGCAGAGAGCUAAAAUGCUAUUUGUGCCAGAUUGCUUAGAAUAUAGGUAACAAUGGGUUAUCUUGACAGGUAAUAUCACCCAUGCUUGACUUUUCUAAACAAUUUGGUAAUUAUUCCAAAAAUAUAUUAGUUUGAAAACAUAAUUUUAAAAAUAUUAGCUUAAUUAUUUAAUUUGUAAAAAUGUCUAACUUAAAAUUACAUCUUAAAAGGCAAUUUUAGAAUUUUAGUGAGACUAAAUUUUUUAUUGAGUUAUACAUCCCCAUUUGUAUAUCUUCAGAGAAAGAUAAGCAAGAUAAAACUAAAGGAUUGAAACAGAAAAGCAAAAGUGGUGACAAGAAGAAAGGUCCUGAUAGAAAUCUGAAACCCAACCCAAAAAUAAAAAUUUUGGAAAAAGAUCCAUUUUUUGAUACAAAGUAAGUUAUGCCAAUGAGCCAGGGAAAGGAAUAUAAUUUUAAUUUGCACAUUUUGUUUUCACCUUGAGAGUCUUGCUAUGUAGUGGCAAAACUAAAUAUUUUUUAGGUUGUAUAAUAUAUUUUUAUUCUUAUAUUGAAAAAAAAUAAAUUGGUUAAAAUAUGGAAAACAUUUUUAAAUAUAAAUGUCAUUUAUCAUUUGGCUGUUCUGUUGAAAAAAAUAUAAAAGUAAACUUCUUUUUAACAGAGACAAAGUUCCAGAAGUAUCAGCACUUAUGACAUCCAAGCUUGUUUUCCGUGCGAUUAACACAGGGGAUGUUGAAGCUUUGAAAGAACUUCUCCAGAGAACGGAAGGAGUCACGAAUGUGAGUAUCUUCCUUGUUUCACUAAUUGAAUUAUAAAUGCAUAUUAAGGAGGAGGAAUGGUUCAUUCAAAGGUCAGUAAAAGUUUUACAUUGUUUUUACUCUAUUUUACACUAUUUUAAAAAAAUUUCAAGAUAUAUUAUGUUAUGUUGUGUUUUAAAAAAAAAUUAUUUCCUUCAAAAGUUUGAGAUUGACCGAUCGGCUUUCGACAAUAGAAAUGCUCUUACAUUCGCUGGCGAGCAAGGCAAAAAAGACAUCAUCAAAGUAUUAACUACUGAGAUUUUUGAUUCAGAAGUGCAAUCUAAAAGAAAGAGGAAAGAACCACCAGCACCAAUCAUUUCAGAAACAGACACUGGAAUGUAAUUACAAAAAUCAUUAUUAAAUAUAACAUUUGAUAUCUUAAGAUGAUUCAGAUACUGAUUAUACAUUGUAAACAAAAUUUAUAUGGUCUUUUACACAGUUUUUUGAAAUUUUCAAGCUUAAAGAAGAGAACAUUAAAAUCUCAGAUAUCAGACAUAAUAACUAUUUUUUCUUACAUAAUUUAUUGUACUUAAUAUAUGUUGAGUAUCAUUUUAUAAAUUUAAAUUGUUUUAUUUGUUAAUUUGUUUUUGUUCUUGUCAUCUCAGAUACAACCCAGCUUUUCUUGGAAUCAAAUCAAUUAGAAGCCUAAAUGUUAGCCGUGGGGGUAAAGAAGGCAAUGAUGCAUUUUUAAAGGUGAAUGAUGCCAAAUUUCUAGCUAAGACUAUUUAUGAAAACUUAGAUGACUUAAAUAAAUAAUUCAACACCAGGUUGAUAACUUUUAUUUUUUCUGAAAAUUCAUCAUUUGUUUUGUUGGAAAGUUAAAUAUAAUGCCAAUCUUAACUGCAGAAACUCCAGAUGGGGUUUUACUAUUUUUUGUUCAUGCUGUUCAUUCUUUUUUUUACCACUCAAAUCAAGGAACCUAUAAAGGGAAGCAUAGAUAAAGAUUCUGUUAUUCAAGACUGGAUGAAGUUGGGUGUUUCAGUUGACACCAUGGAAAGUUUUCUAAUGGCACUUUCUGUUGCUGAGAAAACUACAAGGGAUGAUCAAGUAUAAAUACUGAUGUCGUCUUUGAAUUGAUGUUUUGAUAUUUAAAACCAUUAUGCAAUUUUUCAUUGAAUAUAAUCUAUAUCUAAUUAUUCUUCGAAUUAAACUCCUGUUCUCUAGAUUUGGUCAUUAAAUUUGCUACCGAAAAGCAGAAAAUUCUUUAAUUAUGAAGAGAAUGUUAAUUUUUACAUUUUUGAAAAAACUGUACUGUGGAAUGUGCUUGAAAGUUUGAACCUUUUUUUUUUCUAAUAAAUUCAAAGAAACAUAAGCAGUAUAAUUUUUUAUUUAAUGUUCAUUUCUCAGGUGCAUUCUGUUAUUGGUGAAAUAAGCUCUGCUGUUAGCAGGGGUCAUCGUGAACUAGCAGCAAAAUAUGUGUCAGAUGCAGAGAGGCUUGGAGGCUUUGGCUUCAACUUUCUACAUAAAGAGGUAAAUUUAGUUGUAAGCAGUCAAAUCAAAGAUUUCUUCAUGUAAGGACCACAUUCAUUCAUUUUUUAACUGGUUAAAAUGCAUCAAAUGCUAUAUAUGCUUAAUAUUCAUGAAGCUAAGUUGUUGAAUUUAUUUCUAUUAAGUAAUUUUAAGUCUUUAUUAAAAAUGUUCAAUAAUUAAGAAGUUUCUUUAGGAAUGAUUAGUGAAAAUAUUGAUAGUUGAUUAAUAUUUCUAAGAAAUAAUGUUCACUGCAACUGCAAGGAAGAUUGGUCAAAAUAUUGAAAUGACUAUAUAUUUUGUACUCUUGCAUUCUUUGUAAAUAAAUAAAACUUUCUUUAAAGGUUCUCACUUAUGACAAAGAAGAUCUCAGAGAUAUCAUUCUUGCUGCAUCUGUUCGGAAGAAGCCUUUUUCAAAUGAUUCAGUAAGUUUUUGUUUUUACUGUUGGUGUUAGUUAAAUGAAGUAAGUUAAUGAACAUUUGUGUGAAAAAACAUAUUUAGUAGAAAUCAGAAAGUUUAUGAAAAAUGGUUUUGUUUUUUUUCAAUAUUCUACAGAUAACUCCACUUCACUGUGCUGCUAUAAAUCCCAAUGUGAAAUACCUCACCCGUCUCUUAUCAAUUGAGCCAGAUAUUAAUAUCCAGACAAGGUCACGUGCCAGACCCAUACACUUUGCUGCAGCAUGUGAUGGCACUGCACCACUUGAGUUUUUACUCAAAAGGUGACUCAUUGAAUGAAGAUAAAUUGUCUUGAUGAAUAAUUUAAGAUUUUAAAAUAAUGUUUUGAACUAAUUGAAAAAUUGGAAGGUUUAAUAUAUUGAAGUCAAUCAUUUUGCUCUAAAAUUUAAGAUACACAUUUAUUCUUAAACCAUCUCUGUUCAGCUUACACUGUUAAGAAAGUAAUAAUUUUUCAUUUACUGGCUUAUAUUUCUCUCAGGAAUGCAAGUCCUAAUGAAUCUGACAGCAAUGGUGAUUUGCCAGUUCAUUUUGCCAGUAGGAGUGGACGCUCAAAAAAUAUUGAUGUGCUUGUGAAGCAUGCUAAAUCUGAGUGUGAGUUACUUUAAAUAUUUAUCUAGUACACAUUUAAUUGUUCUAAUUCAUCAUUUAUUUGGAAUUAUAAAAGCAUCUUAUCUCAUCUUAUCUUAUAAUAUUUUGUAAUCUUGUAAUGGUAAGGGGAUAACAUUUUUUGAAGUUUUAAAACAUAAUUACUAAAAUUCUUUUGUGACUUGGUCUUCAUAUGGUCAUUUUAAACUAAAAUGUUAACUUAUAAUAAAAGAUACUUUGUAGUUAAUAAAUUUCCCACAAAACAUGAAAUUUUACAAAAUAAUAAUUCUUUAGCUGGAGCUGAAGUUAUGAAUGAGAAGUGGGGUCUAGGAAUGGUGAACAGACCCAACAGAUUGUCUUUCUGUCCUCUUCACAUGGCAGUGGAAGAAGGUCAUUUGGUACGUUAGAUCCCCUUUGUAACAAUAAAAUGACAUUUUAGGCUAUUUGAAACCUAGUGUGGUUUGGUUAAUCAGUUUAAUAAAAAGAAGUAAAAUUUUUAAACCUCAUCCUAACAACCAUCCAAAUAAUUUAUUUAAAUGAACAUUUUAAAGGGAGGAAUAUGAAGUCCUUUGAAUUAUUAUCAUUCUGAAAAGCUACAAUCUUUUGUAAUGUACAAAUUCUGUCAAAAAAAUUAAAUCAAUUUUUUAUUGUGUUCAAAUAAAUGAAAAUUAUGGUCCGUUAUUUGGAUAAUUUUGUAAUGAAAGCUGCAUUCUAAAUAAAAUUUAAAAAUGUUAAAGAAUUAUUUUCAGUCUAUAUUUCUUUUUCCAAUUUUGCCUCAUCUAAGGAUGCAGUCCGCACACUAAUUAAACAUGGUGCGGAUGUAAACAAACCCCUUUCUGCUGGAAAAGACAAAGUCACACCUUUAAUGCUUGCAGCUCAGAGGGGAGACCUCAAUAUUGCCAGGCUGCUUGUGCAAAGUGGUGCAGCAGUUGAGAUGCUUGGUGUGUAUACACAUUUUUUUUUACUCAACAUUAUAAAAAAACAAAACAUUUACAUCUGUAUCCAUUUGGGCCAUAAUUAAACUUUUAAAACUGGUUAUUUAAGUUUUUUAUACAAGUAUUAUAAUUAAAAUUAUACCUUUUCAGUUGGGUUUGUUUUCACAUCCUCAAUUACAGAAUUAAAUUAUUUUUAAAUAUUGAAAAUGACACCUAUAUAACAUGAUCUUGAUUAAACAAAAUAUUGUUACAAAUAAUUACAGAUAAAAAGAAGCGCUCAGCCUUGACCCAUGCCAUUAUCAAUGGUAGCACAAAUGUGGCAUCCUAUUUACUCUACCUUGGUGCAGAUCCAAAUCGUGUAGAUUCAUCUAAUAAUUCACUAGUUCAUUAUGCGGCUGCCUAUGGCUGGUACUUUUGUCUUAAGUUGCUUAUUAAAGAUGCUGGUGCUAAGCCAGAUCAACCAAAUGAUUGGCAGGUAAGGUUGCUUAGUAUACAUUUUUAUAAAAGUUUAAUUUCUUCAAAACAGACAUUUUGUAUUAGUAUGUUUUUGAGUAAAGAAAUUAUGGUAACAUGCCAUUUAGAAUUUACAAUGAAUACAAUUACUUUAAUGUUAUUCUUUAACAAUUAUUAUGAGAUACUAAAAGUACAAUGACUGGUUAAUUUUGUAAGAAACAACAAUCAAUGUUUCAAAUCUCUUGAAAGUUGACAGAAAAGUUGAAAUUUUUUUUGGAUUUUUUACACAAAGAUGAAGCUAAAUUAUUAGUAACUACCUGUUAUAUGGUACUAAUUUGAAGUGAAUUUUAUUUACAGUUAUGUUUUCUUAUUUAUUUCCCAGACAACUCCCAUCAACAUUGCUUUUUUGAAAGGCAACCAUGGACUUGUAGAAAUGUUAUUCAACCAUAAAGGAGUUGACAUCAAUUUUAAAACUGAAAAUGGUACUUUUAAAUGGUUAUUAACAUUAAGACUAUUUUAUGUACCUCUGUUCAAGAUCGAUGUAAUUACUUCUCAAAUUUGUGUCUAAUAAGUACAAUUCCAGAGAAGAAUAUAAAGUUUAUGGGCUUGCAUGUUAUUUCCUUUAUGCAAGUUAAUAAAGUAUAGCCUGGCAUUUUAAUUGAGAAGUAAUUUCAGUAAGAUUCCCAGUGGAAGCUCAGUUUUAAGGUCUCCUGCAUAUCAAUGUCACAGAAAGAACAAUUUACCUUUUUUACCACAAAUGGUUUCAGUAAUUUCUAUGUGAAGUUAUUAAGUAAUACAAACUUGGCCUUAAAGCUUAAACAUUAAUAUAUGUAAUGCUCAAAUUAAAUGUCCUAACUAUCAUUUAUCAUAAAUUGACAGGAAUGACUCUUGCCAGCAUUGCUUGCAGAAGCCGACUGGUGUCAGGUCUGGACACUCAGAUUACCAAUCUCAUAAAAAAUUAUAAAGCUGACCCUACCAUUCGUGAUGUGAAUGGAUAUAAUGCUGUAAGUCAGUUUGCACUUUACUUUACGUAUUUUAAAAAGCCACUGAAUUUCAUUAUUUAUGAAAUUGUAUAAGGAGAAUAGAUAUGGAAGUUGUAAUUUAUUGUAAUUUCAUGAUGUUUAACUGGAUUUAUGAAUAAGCUCUUUUUGCUUGCAGCUUCAUCAUCUGGCAGCCAAUAAUAUCAAGAUCAAAGGGAGACAUUGGGUAAGUUUGUGAUAAUUAGUGCUAGAUAUAUUUAAAAAAAUUGAUAAACCCUAAGAGAAUUAAAAUGACAUUUCUAAAUAGUUUUGAUAGGUUAAUAUAAUUUAAGAACAAAAUAACCCAAACAGAAUGGUAUAAGGAAUAAUUAUAAAAAUGAUACAUUAUUUCAACCUAAUUAUAGGACCCAGAAGUUGAUCCUGAAGCCAUGCAGAUUAGUGUGAAAAUAGCAGAGGUGCUUAUCUCAGCUAAAUGUGAUCCUACUCUUCGAACCAAUGAGGGCAAAACUCCUAUCAUGUUGGCUAUUGAACAGGUAGAAAUAUUUAUCUAACAUAUUUCAUAUUACGUUUCAGUUUUCCAUUAAUAGUUGCUAAAGUAGUCCUAGAAAGGUUUGUUUAUUUCAAGUUACAGUUUCUAUGACAUUUUGUUAAAUUGUGGCUAUCAUCUUAGUCAACUUGUAAUCAAAAGUUAUUUAAUCUUAAUACAUUCAUUGUCUUGUUUCAUCUGACCUUAACUAUAUGUGAAAUAAAUGGAAUAGGAACAUCAAUUUUAAAAAAAUAUCAACAUGAAUGUCGGUACUUUCAGAAAAUGCAAUUGAAUUUUAAGGAUACAUAUUGAUUAACUGUUGUUCAUACACUUUAGGUAAAUGUUGAUUUGGUGAGGUAUCUUGUAGAGAAUGGAGGCACAGUAUCGCCUGACAAAAAUAAUGAUGAAAAAACAGUUCUUCACCUUAUGGCAGAGCAAUGCUGCACAACAGAUCUAACUCCUAUGCUUAAGAUCCUUGCAGAGCAAGUAAGUAAUCAUCUAGUUAAGGAUUCAUUUUGUCACAAGCAGUCAUACAUUGAAUGAUUUAUACUCAUUGACUAUAGAAGUACAAUUAUCUAUUUGCUUGUGCAAUCUUUUUUUGUUUUCAAUAUUUAAAAAAAAUCAAACUAUCAUUGGGAAAUUUUAAUCUUAAGAAAUCAUUGGAGGUCCCUCAAGUGAAGAGCCAAACCGUUGGACCAAAAGAGAAUGGAAAAGUAAAUGCAGCAGAAACUGAGAAAAAAGAAGAAACUCCCAUGGAAGUAGAUUCUGGAGAUAAGAAAACUGGAGGUAAAAAUGUUUAAAAUGUAUUAGAUCUUCUUAAAUAAGCUUUGUUAGGAAUUUUUUAACUGAAAUAUGUAAUUACCUUUUUUAUCUCGACUAGAGGAAACAUUGUUUUGCUUAAAUUAAUUUAUUGAUAUUUUCAUUUCAGGAGAUAAUAAAGUAUCCACUGUUAAUAUCAAUGGAGAAGACAACAAAGCAUCAGCAGAUAACUCUGGUGAUAACAAUUCAGACAACACCAAAAAGGAUUUGGACACAGAUAAACCUGCUGCAACUCAGCAGGAAGUCUUAAAGAAAAUGGCUCAGGACAAAGACUUUGUAGGUUUCACGCCUCUGCUUAGAGCCUGCUAUGUAUACAAGAAUUUCCAGGUAGGAGCUUAAGUAUAAUGUAAAAUUUAGAAGGAAAAAAAAGUAUUUUAUCUAAUACAUUUUAAUAAUCUGAAUAAUUUGAUUUCAUGUUGCCUAAGAAAAAAAUUAUCAAAUUAAAAAUCAUGAAGUGCUUCUAUUAACUUGAAUUAAUUUCUUGAAGGCUUUAAAGAGAGAGGAUGCAGAAAAAGUCAGCCAUGCCAGAGCUUUUAUUCAGGGAUUGAUCGAGUGGACAGGUUCUGAUGUUAAUGCAGUUGUAGGACCAAAGAAUAUUCCAGAUGAUCCAGAAUUGCAUUAUGCCCCUGAAGGUAAGAUGAUGAAAUCUUUACUCUUUAGUAGCAAUUAUUUUGAAUCCGACAAUAUGCUUUAAAGAUCCAAUGCUUUUGACUAAAAAACUAAGUUUUAAAUGUUUAUUUCAAUUGUUUCAACCAAAAUGUCAUAAUGUCAAUAUCCAAAAUCUAGAGCCUUCAAUUUAUCAUAAUUUUCACAUCUGUGACUAAUUCAGAUUACCAUUUGCUAUAAACAUCAUUUUGUAUUUUAUGUAUGUUCUACAGAGGAAAUAAGAUGCCACCUUGAUUAUAUUUGAGUUGCUUAAUAAAUAAAAAGAAGUUUUAAAAUUAAAAUUUUUAAUGUCGAGGAAAAGUAAAAGAUUUUUAAUUGUUUGGAUGUAAUAUUAUUUUUGAAAACUUGUAUAAAACAGAAAUUUCAUAAAUAAAAAAAAAUAUACUGUCGUAUGGAAUGAUUGAUAUUGUGGACUUCAGUUUUCUUCUGCUAUUUAAAAAAAACAGCAACUAAUUUUUAGUUUUCUCUCCCAGGUUUGUGUUCAUCACUACACUUCAUGGUGAAUGCACAGUCUGAGAAAGGGGAGGCUGAAAUUGGUCAAGGCAUGAACCUUUUGCUUAAAUAUUCUCCAAAUACAAACCAAAGGGAUCUACAGGACAAAACACCUCUUGCUUUAGCUGUUGAGAGUUCUAGAGAGGCAAUAGUCAAAUCACUGGUAUUUAAUUUGUUUGUUACUGUUAAACUUAAAUUUUUUUCUAAAAAAAUAAAAAUUCUUUCCAAUGUAAUUAUUUGUCAUUUAAAAGGGCAGUUGAGGCAUAAAUAUGAUAAUCUUAAUGUUUGAAGUACAAUAAUUAAGUUAACCAAGUUCAAAGUAAAUAUCUUUUUGCAUGUCACUAUUUUAUUUAUUUAUUUUUAAAAAAUUUAUUGUUAGCCAUAAAUGCUAAACCCAACAUGUGCUAUUUAUCCAUCAUUAGUUACAGUAACAAUUAUUUUUACUAUUCUAAUUCUUUUGAUUUUUAUUAGCUCGAGGGAGGAGCUGAUCCUAAUGUGUUAAUCAAAGGCCCCCACUUCCAAGUCACACCUCUUGUGCUUGCUGCAGAGUAAGUUUAAAAAAUAUAUUUUCAAUUAAAAAUCAUUAUUUCAUAAUCAGCUUGCUAAAAUGUAUUUUCUCUGAAACAAUAUAUCUGUUCAACAAAAAUUUGCAUGCUAUUUUGUUUUGCUUUUCUUUUGGUGCUCAUUUACUCUUCAUCAUUUCAACUCUUUAGGAGAGGAGCUAUGGAGAUAAUGCGGCUUUUGAUUCAAUACAAGGCAAAUGUACAGAGUAGCCGAUCUGAUAAUCUUCGCACUCCCAUUCAUAUCAUGGUCACCAAUAGAGGUAAAGGCAAAAUAAAACAAGAUGCUUUUAUAUAAAUGUUUAUGACUCUAGGACUGAAAUUAUCAUGGACAUCAAUGAUUCUCUUUAAUCAGAUUCAGCAAGUUUUUGAGAACCUAAAUAUUGAUAUUAUUAAAUCAUUUGCUGAAUUGUUAAUGCUGGCUAGUCUCUAUAACACUAGCAUAAACUUCUUUAUUAUUAAAAAAUUGUUAGAGCUGAAGCAUUAAAAUACAGUUUCACUUGAACUGUUUAGUCAAAAUGAAAUACAUUUACAUUAGCAUGCUGCUCUAAGCAAAUCUGACUACUUGCUGGACCGUAAUAUUUGAACAUAUAUUUGAAUAUAUCUUUUAAUUAGCUCGAGAAGACGAGACUAUUGCUAUGAUUCAGAACUUACUGCAAGCUGGAGCCGACAUCAAUAGUAUUGACAGUGAAGGGGAUACACCUCUGCAUCUUGCUGUUCGUUUUAAUAAAGGCCAUUCAGAUACUUCAACUAGUUUGGAGGAAUUCCUGCUAGAUCGGGGUGCAAAUGUGUUUGCCAAGAAUAAACAGCAGAUGAUGCCUUUACACCUGGCAUUGAAGAAAUCUGGGUAUGAACUCUUUUUUGAUCUAUGUUUCUAUUUAUUACAUUUAUUAUAUAAAAUAAGAGAACAAAUUCAGAAAUAAGUUAUUCCUCAUGUCACUCCAGAAGCUGUGAAACCCUCAUUCUGAGUAUCUAGUAUGUCUAAAUUUUAAAUAGAUCUUAACAUUUUAACAUUUUAAACAUUGAACUCGUUUAUUUCAAUCAGAAAAUAUUCUAGACCUGUAUGUUUUAUGCAUAUUUUACACUCUGCAAUCCCUCUGGCUAUAUUUUUUGUUGCUUCACCAGUGUUGAUCCUAUUGAGUUGUGCAGUCUCCUGACCAGUGUAAUGAGAGACCAGAAAGUGGAUGAGCCUGAUGAGCAAAAGUUCACUCCUCUAUUAUAUGCUGCCAGCUCUGGUGCUACAAUUUGUUGCAUGCAUCUGCUGCAGGUAAAUUCAACAUGAGUGAUUCUUGUAUGAGUUACCCUAAGUUGUGAAUUUUCUCUUACCAAUUUGAAAAUCAUUCAUUAAACUCAUUAUUUAAAUUGUUAUAUUACUAGAGAGGAGCAAAUAUUGAAGCAAAAGAAUACAGAGGAAAUACACCCUUGAACAUGGCCAUACAUGGAGGAUUUGAUAGGUAAGUGCUUAUCUUUUUCUAUCAUUUGGAUAUACAUUUUUUUCCCUUCCAGAUAAUUCCAGCAGCUGUAACUUAAAUUGCUAAGACAACAGCCUGUUAUAUGUCAAUCUCGAUUUAUAACAAUGCUGAUGUGAUUAUUAUUUAACACUUGAAAUUACAUUUUUAACAUCUCUCCCCGACAUUCCAGUUGUGCCAUCAUGUUGAUGCAGCGCAAUGCAAGCUUGUCCUUCCCAAUUGUUGUCAGCCUACCCAGAAAAGAGGAGCUGAAGAAAGAACCUGAAGAGGACAAUAAAAAGAAAAAACGUCCAUCACUAACUUGGCGUCCAAAGAAACAGUGGCAAAGUAGACAGCCUAAAGAAUUACCUGGCGAGAGUAUGACAAUAUUUGAGGUAUAGUUUAGUGUUACUCUGUUCUAAAAUAUAUAGAUUUUUUGUUUAUAAUAUUAAAGAUGUUAAUAUAAUUCAAAUGCUUUUUUAAAAAUUCAUAGUUGUCUAAAGAUUAAUAUUUUUACAAAUUAUUGAGUAUGGUUUGUGUAUAUGGCAAACAUAAGAAAUAACAUUUUUCAUGUAACAAAUUGGGCAUCAGAACAAAACUAAUAUUCUCUGCAGGGUGCUGUCAAGAAUGAUCUCACCGGUGUGGCCCACAUGCUCCUUGAUGCCCUUGGUAUGCCUAUGGAGGCUGUCGAGGUAAUCAACAAAAAUAAGUUUUAGAAAAUUUAUCCUAAAUAUUUAAUCUAUAAUGUCUAUAAAGUUUGACAUUUUUUUUGUUUGUAUUUCAGUCAGCGCUUAACCUGAGCAAGUUCUAUCUUGCUCUGCGCCUCUUGCGUAGAAUUCCUGAUGUGAACAGAUUGCAUGCCAAGAAUAAGGAAGGGCAGAAUCUGUUCCAUGUCUUGGGUUACAAAACCAGCAGACAUGACCCUGAUUUACAAAUCAAGGUAACUGAUACUAACUCUUUCAAUUUUAUAUUUAUAAAUUAAAAAAAAAAUUACAAGUUUUAGAAAAUAAAAUAAAAUUGAGAUUUAAAAAAUAGUUAACAUUGUCUUGAUCAACCAGUUUUUUAAAAUAUUGUAUUUUUAAGUAUAAAGUUCAGAAUGAAAAUAAAAAAAAAACUCGUAUUCAAGGUAUCUGCAAUAAUUUUCAAUCUUAAAUUCUCCUAUUUUAAUUUUUGUUUCAAUAAGAAAUUUAAUUGAAAAUUUUAAGAGUGGCCUGCAUUGUAGAAAAAUAAAAUCUUACAUUUAAAAAAAACCUAUCAGGUUGCCGGUGCUUUACUAGAAAAAAGGAUUCAACUGGCAGAGAAAGACAAGCGUGGAUUUACACCAUUAAUGUAUGCAGCAUUGAAGCAUCAGUCUGUUUCUCUGGCAAAAUUUCUUAUCAGUAAGUCAUGGGCAAUGAAAAAUGUCAUUAAAAACUGCUAACAUUGUUUUGUUUGAUUUCAUGUACCAUGUGGAAAGGCAAUUGAAUUUUAACUUGACAAGUUUUUAAAAGAAAACAAUUACAUACUUACACAAUAUUAUUGUUAUAAGUAUUUGUUCUUGAUUAUUUUAAAACCAAAGUUAAAUAAUUUUUACAAUUUUUUUCAGCAAAUGAUCUGAAAUUUGACGCCAGAGUUAAAGAUAGCAGAGGACGAGACAUAAUGGCAGCUUUUAUGUGGGAUUACAACUGGGUAUCAGACAAGUUCAAAGUAGAUGAAGUGAAGUAAGAUUUCUUGUACUGCUUGAACUUUUUUUUGCAUUGUUUUAUUAGAAAACAGUAAAGUUGUUUUUUUUAUAUCAUUUUUAUUUUGUUGUAGUACUUUGAACUAAUUAAGGCAAAAAAUAAACUUGUUGAAAUCAAAAGCAAAACUUUGAAUGAAAUUUUGUUUUUGAUUAUUUUACAUUUUUAUAUUUAGUAUGUAGAAAAAAAAAUCAAAAUUUAUUUUCUGAAAAAUAUUUUUAAAAAAUGUAAUUAAUUUACAGAGAAUGGCUUGAUGUGUUAAUAGAUCUUGGAAAAGUUAACUUGAACACACUAUAUGAUCACCCACUACCUGACCCUUUGCUUCUUGGAGCAAAAAUUUCUUGUGAGCAACCAGAUUACUUUGAGACCCGCUGUAAGGACUCAACCAGUCCACUCAUCUUUGCCAUUCGAAACUAUGACUUUGGGCUAGCAAAGUACAUGCUGCUGAAAGGAGCUAACCCUAACUUUGCUGACAGUAAUGGACUAACACCAAUGAUGCAUGCUGUUAGAAUGGUAUGUUCUUAUUUAAUGUGCUGUUUUUUUUUUAUAAAAUAGAUUAACUCUCAAAAGACUGUAGAUUUUUCCCUUUUUUAAUGACCUUGAAUAUAUCUUAUUCUUCAAAGUGUCUCAUGACUGUAAUUUUGUAGCUACCUCCAAGUAUUAUAUAUCAUUUUAAAGGUAAUUGGAUGCUCUUUAAUUGAUGCUUGGUGUUUGUUCAAAAUAUCCUUGCUAAAUUUGAUGUUUUAUUAUUUUUAGGCAAAAAAAAAAUAUUUUUUUAAGUCGACAAAAACAUAACAUCACAGUUUUUACAAAGAAGGAAAAAAAAAAGUGUUUCCAAUUAAAUCAAUAAAAUUGAUAAUUUAUUAGAAUGUGUUCAAUACUAUAAAACAUAUUCAAAUUUCAAAAGAAUAGACUCAUAAAUAAAAAAGUUAUGACUAUUUGUAGGCAACAGAUCAUUCAAGGAAAUAUUGCUCAAAAAGUCAAAAUUAUUUUCAAAAAAUAAUAAUAAUUUUUUUUUUCAAAGGAAAACAUAUACUGCAUCAUAUUAUCCUUUAGAGGGUUAUUAGUAAGUAUUAUUUGAGAAGAAAAGUUAAGAAAAAAGGCACAUUUUAAUAAAUAAACAUUUUUUAUGCAUCCCCGAGAUACCGAUCAAAGGAUAUAAUCCUUCGCCAAGACCAUGCAUAAAAAUUCUUGAAAACAAUUUCUUUAUUUAUUAAAAUAUAAAAAUGUAUCAAAAACAAAGCCUGUGACAUAUGCUCUGACCAUUUUACCCUGUUUUGGUAACCCACAAUUACAUUUUUUGUUAUUGUCAUGUUGCGGCGCACGAUGUAAAGAUUUCGGGCUUUACAGUAUCAGGUUCAUCAUCAAAUAUGUCAAUUGUUCCCUAAAUUGUUCAUUAAUUGCUACAUUUUCUUGAUGCUGAUACAGUUGAUUGUAUUUUGCAUUGAGAUACAGAAGUGUCUCCCAAUUGUACACAGCAUGUUUCCUUUAUUUUCAGUAUCAGAAACUUUUAGGAAACUCAAUAUAGCCUUGAAUAUGUCCUUAGUACUAAUGGCCUUGCUCAUUGUCCAUCAUAAAAGGAUUUCCUGGACAUUUCUUGUAAAAUUAAGAGCUUGAUAAGUCCUGCAUUCAUAAUAAAUCCACUUAGUAGAUAAAACUCCCCUUCAAUGAUGUUAUAAUGGUACCAAUUUUUGAAAACACAAAAGUUCUGCGGUCCAUUGUCCUGCGCACAAGGCUUACUAAUAACCAACCAAAUCUGUAGUAAAGUAGAGGUUGAAAAUGUCAAUUUGCUUUUAAAAUCUCCUUAUAUCCUCUCUUGUUAUAACAUCAGGAAGCAAUAGUGCUUUUCACCUCUGGUCUAAAUGCAGCAAAGAGUCCCACAGUCUUUUGUCAUCAUAACCCAUUGUAUUGACUAUGUUUGACAUCUGCCCUUCAUAGAUGCUGUCAAAAUAUUUAAAAAAAAAAAUUAGUUUAGCUAAAAUAAAAAAAUUACAAUAUAAAUAAAAAGAAUUCAAAAUAAUAAACAAUCUGCCUAAAUUACUUUUACUUCAAGUUUUCAUUGAAAAGGGAACACAGCUGAUUGUUACAGUGUAAUAAUAGCGUUGGCCUUGAGAACCAUUGUUUACAUUUUGCUAACUGAAACGUAAUAAUAUUAAAAUAAUUGUAUAACUACAAAUAAGUUUCAAACAAAUAAAUAAUUUAAUCUAUUUAAGAAUUUUAUACUACUGGAACUUGAAUAAAACUAAUGCUAUGGCUAAUAAUAGUGCUAAGAAGUAUCACAGUAUGCGUGAGUUGAGUAUGAAUGAAAAAAGUAAACAAACCUUGGAUGCUAUUAUUAUGAUGAUAAUUUACACAAUUGUCGGUAUCAGACACAUCUGAAGUGCUAUCUUCAUCAAAAAUAUUCCUCUAAGUAAGAAUAGUUGUCCAUUUCAAGCUUAUAAUCAGAAUCAGAUUCCAUAGCAAUGUUUUAGAGUGUAGUAACAGUGAACCGGAAUUGUGGCAAAAUAUGAGUAAAUGGCGAAAAGGAAAAUUUAUGAAUGGACAAGUUGCUACCAGAUUUCUUCAAGAACUAGUAAAAUAAACGAUUUUUCUUUCUUGCCAAAUAGAAAUUUAACAUUCCAAAAUAGUAAAUCUUUAUUUUCGCCUUUUAAUAUUAUUUUUAUAUAUAUAUUAGGGGUCCUUUUUUUCACCCGCCAUAUAUGACCGAUUUUUCAAUCUCCCGUCUUUUGAGAGUUAAUAAAAGUUAUAGAGUUAUUAUUCAUUGGUGGGACAAGAAAACAUUGUAUCUUGGAAUAUAUUCCACAAUGAUAAUAUGAUAAAACUUAUGUAAGUUAGAUCAGACUACAUAAAAAGUUCAUAAUAAAAAUUUUAAAUUAUGCCUUAAAUGUUCAUCAGAAUGAUGUCAAGAUUGUGAAACUUCUCCUGAACUACACAUAUGAUCCAGAGGCUGAUGAAGCGGUUGAUAAAAAAACAGAUCUGAAACCGGUUCUUUCUAAGGAACAGUCAAGACAAGUAAGCUCUAACAGUUCAAAAUAAAAGUAGUCAUUUGAUCAAAUAGCAUGGACACAAAAUAUAUUUUCAAACAAUAAUUUAUAUUUAUGAAGUUUAAUUAGUUUUGGACUAAGUAGAGAAAGUGUGCAGUCUUAAAACGAGAAUAACAAAGUAUAUUAUAUGAAUUGAGUUAGAACAGUAUUUUCUCAGACCUUUUUUUUCGUGGCCAAGAAAAGUAAAUCAAGAUAACUCUCUGGGGUGAAAAAUGUAUUGCCUUGCUCAUUGCACAACUUUUUAGAAAUUGAACGUAAAACUGUUUAAUUUCAGGUUAUCGCAAUAAAUUUUGACGUACCUAAGGAAAAAAAUCCUGAUGACUUGUUGGAUGAGGAAGUAGCAGAUGAAGCAGGGGAAGAUGAUGCCGUUUCAAUGUCAAAACACACAGAAGAGAAUGAAGACUCUGUUGAUUUGAAUGAAGAUGGUGUGUUCCUGUAAUAAUGUGGUCAAAACAAAUAGAUUUGAAUCAUUUUGAUAAAAAUGAACUACUUUUUUUUAAAAUUAACAAAAUGAUAAGGGCUUUUUAAAAAAUGUAUAUCUUCCAAAUUUUUUACCUUGAUAUAUAGUUGAAGAACCACUGGAAGAAACCUUUGAAGAAGAGGAGGAUGAAGAUGAAAAGAAUGAUGAUAAAGAAGACAGUGACCAUGACACAGAUAUUGUAGAAGAUGAACGCAAGACUGAUAACGUGUCGUCUGGGUUGACAUUGGCUGCACAAAAAAAAUCUUUUGUCCCUUCUGGUGCUACAAAGCUCUCACUUUCCCGACAUGUGUCACAAUUAAAUAAAGACAGUAAGAAUUAUGAACUUAUAUUUUAAUUUUAAAAUUGUUUGAAACUUUUAAAAGCAGUAGUUAUUGUUUUAGCUUUUGGAUAUUCAAACAUGAACAAGAUUUUGAAAAUGCAAAUGUUACUAAGGCGUUUAGAAACUUUCUUUUGGGCCAUGUAAAAAUUUUUUGAAAAAAAUGUUGCUAAACAUGUAAAGAGUUGGAUAAAAAUCAUCGGGAUUUAUAAUUUGAUUUACUAUAAUAUAUUACACCAUAUAAAAAAAUAUACAAGUUAUAAUACAAAAUAUGUUAUUGGAACACUGAUACUGUUACUUACCUAAGAGUCAUAUUUUGUAACACUGACUAUUAUUACUUACAGAAGAGUUCACUAACAUUGUAAAAACCAGCCAAGUGGAUUUAGCUCUUAGUGACAAAAAUGGUUGGUCCGCUGUACACCAUGCAGUUUGUUCUUUGGAACAUGCCACGUUUGAUAAUGCUGAAAUUGUUUACCUUCUUGGCAAAGCCGGGGCUCCACUGGAAGCCAAAAAUAAAGCUGGGCAAACACCCAUGGAUCUCGCUCAAAAGACUGAUGCAGAGAAAAUAGCCAAAGUACUCAACAAAUUGCUGGCACUUGAGCCAUAUAAUAGAGAACAUAAACCGUUUGUGAGGGUGAGGAUAAAUUCAGUCUUUCGAAUUUUUUUUUUUUAAAUAUUGGAUUGAUUUGUAGAGUUUUUCCCCCUAAGAUUCAUUAGUUAAAGACAUGUUAUAUUUAUAGAUGUUGUUUGUGGAAUAACAAUGUCAUACCCUAAAUCAACUAUGAUAAUGAAAAAUUAAAUGACUACAAAAUGAAUAUGAAAAAUUGGAUUCUUUAUCUGUGUCUUCUGGAUUAUUAUUGAACUAGUUUUGUGAAAGUAAAAUAAUGCUGAAGCAUUUCUGAUGGAAUAUAUUACAGAAUCCUCAGCCUUUUGUUGUGCCAGAAAUUGUAACAGGCAUUACCAAACCUGAUGUUAAAGCUGAUGCAGAAGAGAUGUUGAAGAAAUUGGACAAGGCAUCAGGUGUUUCAGAAGAUGCUGAAAAUUUGCCCAAAGUGGAUACUAACUGUGAAAUAAAACAUUCAGGGUAUGUUAUACUGUUAAAAUUGUAAAUCUGCCAGUCUCAUCAUUUGAAGUUUCUUAUUUGUAAAAUAAUUGAUUAUUGCUGCAGUUAUUAUUAUAUCAUUAUUGUUAUAUGCAAAAGUUCUAAAGGUGACAAUAGCUUCCUUAAUAAGCUCUCUAAGGAACAGGGAUGAUAACAUUAAAGAUGGAAUUUUUGGAAUCAUAUUUUUGGAAUCAUAUUUUUGGAAAAACAAAUUAUUAACCAGUUUGAAGUUAUAUCUUUUAAUGGAAUCUCAAUAAUGGUGCUGGGAUGGUCCCAAUUUUUUCUCUAUACACAAAACUUUUCCAAUCCAAAAAAAAAAAAAAAGGUCACUGUCUUGCAGGGAAGUGGCCAUCAAUCCUAGUACCAACAUUCCUUAUGAUGUGACGCUCAGUAAGGUGGACGUCACAGUGGGCGCUUGGGGCAUGUAUAAUUUUUACAAAAUGCAGGUAUGUUUCUGUGUGACACAAAACGUUUUCUUUUAAGUAAUGAUGACUGGCUUCACAUUCGAGCCAUUAAAGGUAUUUCCUGCAUCUUCCAUCGAAUAUCAUAGAUACUUUUUUUCUGAGAUAUUUUGUUAAAAUUUGUUCAAUGGAUGAAAACACUUAAACCCUUUACUUAUAAAUGAAAAGUAUAGAAUUAAAGGAGAUAAAAAGCAGGCUAUUAUUUUUUAAUAAUUACAAGAAGUUACUAAACCUGUUUUUAACUUUAGUAUUGUAUCAAAAGGUUCACAGUUGUGUAGCAAAAUUUGGAUAUGAUAGAAACAAAAAUAUUUGUAAAAAAGUUUGUUGGCAUUUGACCGACUAAUUAUCAUGGGUAUGGUGUGUUGUUGAAAUUAGUUGUUUUAGUGUGCCUUAAGAUUAAAAAGGAGGAAAACCACUACAAUAAACAAAUACCGGCACUGAUGAAAUUGCAACUUUUAUAAAGAGAAGUCACUGUAGCUGUUGAAUAAAUGAGCUUCACUCUUGUAAUCCCUCUGUUAGGUAAUUCGCCACACUACCAAGAACCUAUUCAUCCUCUUCACACGCUGGGGCCGCAUUGGAGACAGAGGCCAGUUUCAGCACACCCCCUUCCAGUCUCUUCCUGAGGCAGCUAAAGAGUUUUGCAAAAUAUUCAGGUCUAAAACUGGCAAUGACUGGAAUAAUCUCAAUAAGUGAGUAAAAUGUCCUUUCUUAAGAUACAUACCCCAAAGAGAUAUAUUGUCAAUUGAUGUGAAGUUGUUUUUCUACUGCAUUUCUUGCUGUGAUAGUUAAUAAUCAUCUGUUUCUGUAGUUCCAACUUAAAAGUAAAAUUUUACAUUGUUUUGUGAUUGCAUUAAAUGAACCUCUUACAUUAAAAUAAUUUGUGUUGUCACAGAUGUUAACAACUAUGGACAAUCUCAGUUUUAAUUUCUGUGUCUUCAUUUUAAGAGAACAUGUUCAUAUUCAUAAAUAUGCUCUGUAUGAUGAAGGUUUUCCUUUAUUCUUAGAUUCCAGAACCAACCUAAGAAGUACAGAUUGAUGCCCAAGCCUGAGAAACAAUACAAGCAGCAUAAGGUGGAAUUCAGCUUUGACUCAAACCUUACCACCAAAUUGCCUGAACCUGUUUUUGAUCUUUUGACAGAGUUGGUAAGAAAAGUUGCUAGCUUUUCAAAAACUUUUAUUUUGUGCCUUUGUUAUUUGCCUUUCUGGUAAAUGUCAUCCCCUAGACUACAAGUGCUCCAAAUUAUGUUGAAUAAAUUACUGUUAGGUUUGUAAAAUAUGUAUUUGUUGCAGUCUGAAUUUUAAAUUUAAAAAAAUAAAAUAAAUACUCUAUGUAUAAAAUAAUUUUAUAAUUUAAAAGAAAAUGUCAACAAAUAAAAUGAUUUGAUCUACAGAGCAGUGUAAACAUGUUGUUAGCAUCCAUACAGAAGGUUGGUCUGAAUGAAGACUUCAUGCCUUUUGGGAGAAUGAAGAGGGAAACUUUACUUGAGGCCAGAAGGAUUUUGACUGAUAUUAGGUGAGUUAAUUAUUUACCAAAAGAUGAGAGAUAUUAUAUUUGAAGGAAAAAAUUCCUAAACAGCACUGCCCUGUUUCAGUUUUGUGUCUUUUUUUAAUGAUAAAAUGUAUUUAUUACAAUGGCAUUAUAUGUAAUUUGUUUAAAUAUCUUAUUUAAUAAAUUACAAAUCACUUUCCAAGAUAAAUGCAGAUAAAAGUUUGGGGGAAAAAAUGUACAAAUCUUAGUAUGCAUGAAUGACCAUUCAUUUAUAUGAAAUGAGACAGUCACAAAUUCAUGUGCAUAUCAUAGUAUACAUGAAUGACUAUUCAUUUAUAUGAAAUGAGACAGUCACAAAUAAUGUGCUAGUGUUGUGAGCAUUAUAGAAUUUUGUAAAAGUGUAACAGAAAAGUAAAUGCCCACAAGGAAUAAAAAUCAAAUACAUAAAAAAACAAACAAAAAGACUUGAAAUUUUGUUUUAAAACCUAAUAUGUACAAAGCUAUUUUAUCCUGGUCUUGAAGUAUUUGAAAAUUAGGAGUAAGGAUUGAAAGGUACAAAUAGUUUGAUACAAAUUUAUAUAUAUUUCAGUGAACUAAUAGACAAAAUUACAAAACUGCGUAACAACCUGACCAAUGAAGUUCAAGCGGAGUACCAAAGUAAUUGUGAGGAGGUAAAUUGGCAAAAGAUUUUUCAUUAAACUAUAAAGUCAUAAAUAUCACUUUUAUUUUAAAGUUUUAUAAUCAAUGAAGAAAUAAUUUUGUGGUAAAUAAUAUUAAUGUCUAGUUGGCACAUCUGAUUUCAGAUCUUGCUUGUCGGUCUGACAACUGUUUAAUGAUGUUAUGAAAAUAUCUUUAUUCAUCAGAUAGCCAAGCUGACCAAUGAAUACUAUCAUCUGAUUCCCAUUUAUGGGUUUGAAGAUGAAACAAUUCAACCAAUCUCAGAAAAGAAAAUGCUCAGGGAACACACCAAACUGCUGGCAGACCUCAUGGACUUACAAGUGGCCAACAACAUUCUGCUUGGAGCCAAUUUCAGAAAAGCAGGUUUGUUAGUCUGCUUUAAAACAUAAACUAACAAUAUCAAUGUCAUAUCCCUUUUUAUACAUUAUGCCUUUUUGAUUUAAUAUAAAAUUCAACUAUUCCACUGUUGUAAACCAGCUGAAACUUUUAUUUGCUAAAAAGUUUUAAUCGUUAACUUGUGGCAACACCACUAUUCUAAAUAGAUAAUUUCGUUUUCCUUUUUUUUUCCCCCUCAGAGUGAAGUAGUUCUCAGGAAGGAUAUUUUGAUUUAUACUAAAUAAAUGUGUUAAAUUUUGUGCUAUGGAUUUUCUAGUUUAUUUCAAUUCUUUUUUCCCCCAGAGAUAAAUCCUAUGGAUUACAUUUACAGCAGUCUAGAGUGCAGGAUCCAGCCAUUGCUAGAGGAAGACCCUGAAGCUCAGUUUAUUCUUACAAACAUCCACGCAACUGGUAAUUAACCAAACAUUUUGCAUCAUGUUUUUCAUAUAUUAACAUGUAACUUACAGCAAAACUUGUUAAGAGAAGCAAUAAAGUAACCCAAACAUAUUAAUGUAUAUUUCCUUCCCUUUGAUAACAUUGUCACGUAAAUGAUUAAAAUGGAAUACUAAUGCCCUUUCUGUUAUUUUUUUAUUUCCAGUCCCAUCCGCAAAUAUUAAUAGGAUAUUCAAAGUAUCCAGGGAAGGUGAAGAUGCUAGACUUGCAGCACUGAACUUGCCUAAUCAUCAACUUCUCUGGCAUGGCAGCAGCAUGUCCAACUUCAUUUCCAUCCUGUCUCGGGGUCUUCUUGUCACUCCACCAGAAGUACCAUGGACAGGUCAUUUGUUUGGAGAGGUAACCUUGUUUGUAAAAAUGUAUAAGACUUCAGUUAGUCAAAAAGACUAGUGAUAAUUUUUUUUGGUAUGCUGUGAAUUAAAAUCACUCUGAAUAUCUUUACCUCGUUUUUAAAAAUAAAAUAGGUUGUAUAGUGUUUAAAACUUUCUAAGACUAGGGUGUAUUGUUGAUAUUUUUUAUAAAAUUAUGGGUUUGUCCAUAAACAAUACUACAAAUUUUGAUAGCAUUUUUGGAAACUACAGAAAAAAAAAAUGUUUUUGGAAAAAGUACAAAAUAAUAACAUAAGGAGUCCUUUUGUUCUUUCUGUUUUAAAAAUAAAAUAAACUUUUCUAUUUUUGAAGGGUAUUUACUUUGCUGACACAUUCGUGAAGAGUUCUCAUUACUGUCACAACCACAGCCCCAAAUCUACUUGCAAGGUUAUGCUGCUCUGCGAGGUAACUUAAAUAUAAAUAUUUAUUUGAAUGACCUGAGCUCAAAGAUGAAUCUUUAAAACUUAAUAGUUUCUAUUAAUACAAAGUUAAAGCAAAGAUAUCACUAUUUUAUUAACAAGUUAAACUAAAGAUAUCACUGAUGUCAAAGAAAAGGUUUCUUGGGGGGCGGUCCUCUUGCCCGACCCCUUUAAAUAUUUCUGGCACCAUUGUCUAGGGUAUUGGGUAAAGCACUUAUCCCCAAGAGUCAUCACACUUGCAUUCAAUAACAACAGAAACACUUCAUAAAAUACAGUUCUUCUUAAAUAUUCAUAAUAAACACACUGAUGAGAGCUUCUGGCCAACUCUUAGCAAAACUAUAUGAACCAACAUCAACUAGCCACACUUCUGGGCUACUGAACAUCAACUAGAAUUUCUGGCCAAGGCUCAGAACUCAACAUCAAUAGCUACACUGACCUCUCAACACAUGUCUCUGGAACUAACAUCAACUAUUGUACAUCAACUAUCAUCAUGCUCACACACCUUAUAUUCUCAUAAACUUGUUUAUUAUGCUUCUCAUUUCAUCCAAUCACAAUAAGCCAUGAUAAUACCUCUGACACUCGCAAAUCACAUUGACAAGUUCACACUAACAGUGAUUCUCACAUUCUUAACAACUGAUACGAUACAUGUUUUAGGUGGCCCUUGGUAACCCCAAAAUCGAUGUGAAACAUGGUGAUGAGGACCACCUUGAUGAUGACAUUAACAGUUUGAAGAUUCUUGGCAAUAAUGCUCCAGUUCCAGAUUUUGAUGCAAGACUGCCGUUUGGUAAAAAGAGUUUUCUUUUACAAAACUUAAUGCAUUUUGAAUUUUUAGUUGGAUUUAGAAUAUUAAAAAAAAAAUGUAAUAUACACUGAUACAUGAAAAUAUUUAGCCAAGAUGACUAAAAAAUUUUAUUUACUGAAAUUCACAUGCCAGCAUUUGAGUUUAAAAAGACGUGUUGGCCAUAUUUCUUAAUUUUUAAAAAUGGUACCCGGUAUUUAAAAUGUUUUUUUUUUUUAUAUAAUUUUUUUUUUACACUCAAAUAAUACAGUAUUUUGAAGUAUGUAUGCAUUAAUUUAGAAUUCACUUUUUACACUAAUAAUUUUCCUAUCUAGGUAUAUAUACCACUCAAAAAAAAUCUUUCAACAAAUUUUAAAAUUUUUUAAAUAUUUAAUUUAUUUAAAAAACUUAAAAGCCUUCUCAAAAGUUUGAAAUCUUUAAAAACAAAAGUGAACUAUAAUAAAGAUUAUUGUUUUAAAAUGUGUUGAAGGAAACACAGUGAGACUAUGCCUUUACUUUUCAUAGAUGGGCUUAGCUGCCUGCCAUUAUUUCUAAACUGCAUUGAUUCAAAUUAAUUUUACUUUGCAGGUGCGACAUUAUCACUGGGCCAGGUACAGAAGAUGCACUACCACCCACCGGCCAGAAUCACCCACAAUGAGUACAUCAUUCACAACUCUGACCAGGUUGCCAUCAGAUAUCUGGUUUUGUACAAUGGUUAAAUGUUUAAACUGACCUUUUGAUAAGUUCAUAAAACUUGUUACCUUAAAGAUCCUUUUUAAUUUCAGUAACCCCUUCUUUUAUCUGUAACAUCUCUGUAUGAAUUCUUUAAGCUUUUAUUUUGGUUGACCAUUGUCAGUAAAGUUUUAUUUGUAAGGAGUUAACUCUUUACUUGUAUGAUUAAUAUUUGAUGCCUGUCAAUUUUUUUUAUGCCUUAAUUUCUAUUGAAAAUUUGAACUUCUAAUGUGGUGUUUGCUAACGGUACUUUAAAAAUCCGUCUGGUUUUCAUACUUUUUGAAAAAAUCAUUAUGUAGCGACUUGUCACAUGCUACCAUUUUAAAUUUAAACUCGAGAUUGGACGGUAAAAAAACUUGGUUAAAAUUUUUAAAAUCAGAAAAUAGUUUCAUUUCUUCAAAUAAUCUUUUUUUACAAUUUAAAAACUCAAUAAUUCCACAUAAACCUUUACAUUUUCUAUCUUGUGCUGUACAGACUUAAUUUCAAUGGUUUAAGGUUUUGUGGCAUUGUAAUAGUAUAUAAUUUUUAUUUUAUGAAAUUAAUAUAAAAUUGUUAUGAAUUAAUUGUAUAGGGAUUUGCAUGCUACUGUAUUUUCUUUUUAUUUAGCGUUGUUAUAUGUCAAUGCUCUCGUUACAAGAAAUGUUACAUUCUGUGUUGAGUUAAGUUUCUGUUAGCAAAUCAUUAGCUGCGUGUAAGCCCUAUUGGCCUUAAGUAGUAGGAAGUAAAAUAAACAUUUUAAAAAUCUUUGUUCCUGAAUACUUAAUUUUUAAUUCAUAAUUGUUUGCAGUGUUUAACUACCAUGAGAAUCAAGGGAGCAAUGAAAAUGCUUUUUUUUAGUUUAAGUUUUUGUAAUUAUUUUGUUUCUGGCAAAAUCCCUUCAAUACUUUUUUUCAUAAAAUUAACUAUUCAUUCAGAAGUGUGAUUUCGCACAAUUGAUGUGGUUUGUAAUCAAGGUUUUAAUGGCAACUACAAUUUUAGAAAAAUUUGAAUUAUCUUUUUGUUGCAACUUUGUCAUAUAUCAUUUAAACUGAAUAAUUCACCAUUUAAUUAUAAAAAAUCUUCAGCUACAAGUAACAUUUUUAAUAUUGGUGGAUUUCUUUGUAAACCAUAAAUCUUUUAAAAGUAAAAAGAACAAUUAGCCUGACGUUAAUGCAUAGCACAUUUGAAAUUUUAGCUACUGCUUGAGAUUUUGUUGAACAUCUAUUAAUAUUUUUGUUCAUAUUGACAUUGUUUCAUAAACAAUGUUUCAUCUUGAUUUUAUUUCACAAAAAAAAAACAGACAUAAAAGUUAAUAUCUUUAAAAAAAUAUAUGUUUUUCAUUCAUAAUUGUUAUGCCAAUCAUUACUUGUUUUUAAUCUUACAAAGGAAUGAAUUUUAACCACUUGUAAUGAUGUAAAAUUUGUUUUGAAAUGUAUUAGUAUUGUCUGUUAACAAAAAAAAAUUAAAAUUGUGUGUUUGUCAUCUCUUGGUGCAUUCAUAAUUUUUUUGUUAAAUCAUUUUGUGUUAAUGUAAUUUUUAUUGUGAACCAUUUAUGUAGCUUCCCCAAAAAUACACAUUUAAUUUUUUUUAUGUUAAUGGUAACUUGUAUUACCUUUAAGGAAAAGGGAAUUUACCUUACAUCUAUGGUAACAGUGAAAUGUGUUUUUGAAAGGAAAUCACAUAAAACACAAAUCCAGUGUAUGGGGGUUCCUAAUAAAAAUGCAUGAGGUAACAAUUAAGCAAGUGGUAAAUAGAUGGACAUUAGAUGUCAUUGUUUCUUAGUGAACUGUGAAAAUGCCCAACUUUGCAGCAUGGUAAGAGUUUUAGAUGAUAAUUAUAACUUGUUGUAUAACUCAGUGUUCAUAUUAAUUACUGAUAUUGAAAGAUGUCAUGUGCGCUUUUGUGUUCCAUUACUGUACAUUGUUCCAUCAUUAAAGUUGAAUGUUUUAAGUAGCAAGAUUUACCUGUUUAUCAAAGUUCAAAUAAACCUUUUCAAUUCAGCUUAUUUUUUUAUUUUUGUCUGAAAAGUAGCUGAAGCCUAUCCAAAUGUGUACUUCCACCUCAACAACAUACUAACAAUUCUUCUUACAUCACAAUAACAACAUAUUAACAAUUCCUCUGACAUCUGGAAAACAACAUAACGAUUUUUCCAUGCUGCCCUGAGGUUUAAAGAAAACUUAAAUUAAUCUCAGCAUUAACAAGUUUAAUAAAUUACAAGUCUACUCACACAUCUAUAAUUAUUUCAUAAAUG